Molecule: messenger RNA, 4399 nt
Organism: Hemicordylus capensis (graceful crag lizard)
Lineage: Eukaryota; Metazoa; Chordata; Lepidosauria; Squamata; Cordylidae
Gene: TMEM200A
Product: transmembrane protein 200A
Exons: 2
Coding region: 356-1831 (491 amino acids)
Source: RefSeq, a predicted model, not a curated record
AAUCCAGCAAGCAAACCAGUGCAGGGGGCAGUAUCCCAUCUGAUGUAGAUCCAAGAAGGCAUUGUAAUCUGCAUGAACCUUGCUUAUCUGUCACCACAAUGCUCAUAUUCACCUCAUUAAACAGGCUGGAUUUGGGGUUGUUUUUUAAAAAAACAAAAAACAAAACACCCCACCAUAUAGGUAGUAAUUCACAUGCUUGUCUAGAACUGUAGUUGUUUGGCAUGACUAGUUGUACCCAGCCAGGGGUAGAUCAGGAUUAAAGACUGCAAAAUUUAUAUCCAAAUUUCCUUUUGUUUGAUGCACUUUGGAUUUUAGGUCUGGAGAUGGCACAUAUUAACUAUCAAAAUACAAAACUAUGAUCGCAACUGGUGGAGUUAUAACAGGCCUGGCUGCCUUAAAGAGGCAAGAUUCUGCCAGAUCCCAGCAUCAUUUAAAUCUCACAGCAUCACCAGCUACUGAAGAACAAAAGCCGGUCAAGCGCCGGCCUAGGGCAGACGUAGUUGUGGUCCGUGGCAAAAUUCGGCUUUAUUCCCCAUCAGGAUUCUUCCUUGUUCUGGGAGUUCUCAUCUCAUUUCUGGGGAUUGCUAUGGCCAUCCUUGGAUACUGGCCCCAAAAGAACCCUUUUCUCGAACGUGAAGACAGCUUGUCACUAAAUGAGACCCACAUCAUAGGAAGAGAAGGUGGAAUUAUCAUUCGUUUCUUAGAACAGCACUUACAUUCUGAUAAGAUGAAAAUGCUGGGGCCAUUCACAAUGGGAAUUGGAAUCUUUAUUUUUAUUUGUGCAAAUGCCAUGCUCCAUGAAAACCGUGACAAGGAGACUAAAAUCAUUCACAUGAGAGACAUCUAUUCCACUGUCAUUGACAUACAUACUCUGAGAAUCAGUGAACAAAAGCAGCUGAAUAGUGCCUACGCAGGCUUAGUCGGAGAACGUGAAAUCAAGCACAGUGGAAGCUCCCAUGCAUCACGGCUGGCUGCAAAUACAAUUGCACCUUUCUCGGGCUUUGCAAGCAACUUUCGAAUAGAUAGCAGUGCUGAGGAGGAAGAAAUGCCUAGGAGUGAUGGCAAAACCACCACUCAUCUUCUACCACCUUUGCUUACUGAGCGCUCCGGUUCAGUCUUUGGCCUUUAUCCUCUUUCUGGAAAGGCAAAGGAUGACAGGAGUAGUGGUUCUCUAAAAUGUGAAACAAAGUCAAUCGUAUCAUCCUCUAUCAAUGCAUUCACAUUACCUGUGAUUAAAUUAAAUAACUGUGUUAUUGAUGAACCCAGUAUAGACAACAUCACUGAGGAUACUGUAAGCAUUAGAAGCCAGCCAAGAAAUUUGUCCAUGGACUCUCUAGCAAUUCCAUUAACUGAUAUCAAUGACAGCUACAAACUUGCCAGUGCAUUAAUACCAAGAAACAAUUUGUAUGGAGACUCUUCAUCCAGUCAGUUCAAAUCUUCUAUGACUCUUGGACCCAGCACUGGGAAACUUCUUUCACCCAGUGCAGCUAGAAAACAAUUUGGGUCCAACACCUCUUUGAAUCUUUUGUCUGCACACUCAAAAUCCUUAGACUUGGACAGGGGUCCCUCUACCCUCACUGUCCAAGUUGAACAAAGAAAACAUCCCAGUUGGCCAAGACUGGACCGAAGCAACAGUAAAGGUUAUAUGAAAUUAGAAAACAAAGAAGAUCCAAUGGACAGACUACUUGUACAACCAGCCACAGCCAAGAAGGACUUUACUAAUAAAGAAAAGCUUCUUAUGAUUUCUAGAUCUCAUAAUAAUUUGAGUUUUGAACAUGAUGAGUUUUUGAGUAACAAUCUAAAGCGUGGAACUUCUGAAACACGGUUUUGAUAGGUUACUACUGUUAACAAGGUAUUUGCCAGUAUUUUUUAAAAAAGAAACUUUUUGACAUGUGAUUUUGUUUGUUUUUGUUUUUAGUGAAACUGGCAUAAGCCUGUUCUUACCAAAUGUUUCUAUUAGAUUGAAAUUGCCUUGUGUUAGCAAAGGUAAUUUUUCACCUCUGCAAUGCCAAGUGUUUAAUGUCAAUCAGCUUGUUCAUCAAACCACUGUACUGACAUAAUGUGGAUUGGAUGGUGUUUGUGCUGAGAGAGUGCUUUGAGAAUUGGUGUCUUCUUAACCGACAAUUGCAAUACCAUACAUUAUCACCACUCAACAUAUUUGGGUGCCUCAGAUCCAAUUUCCUGCCAGCCACUGCUCUUUCGUUUCUGUAUAAGCAUGCUAUUGUUCAUUGCCAUGAAUCAACAAUAAGAGCUGAAUGAAUAAGCAUCAGACCCAUCUGUGAUAGCAACAUUUUAAAAAUGAUGCUUUUAGUUGAAGAUGGAGAUGGAUCUGAGAUUUGCAGUGGUAAACAGCCAAAUUUGUAGCUACUUCAGGUGCAUCCAAGGGUUUGAGUAGGUCAACUGGAAGUUUUGACUGUUUUCCUUUUGAGGGGCAGAUCUAUUUCAUAACGCAAACUGCUUUCAAAGCUCCACUCCAUUUCAAAAGAGGUUUGCCAUGUAGUAGAGGUGCUGCUGACUGACAACCAUAAGUCCAGGUGUGGGCAUGUGGAACUAGUUGCAUGAUUCAUUGGAUCAAGGCUAUAAUUUAAAAACCUGGAACAAUCCACAAGGAUAUUUCUCCUAGGCAAGCAUCAUUGAAAUGAAUGUGGAAUGAAGUAGUAUUUACACAAAGAAGAAUGAAGUAGUAGUCACACACAGGUCCAAUUCAGUUCAGCUAGGCGUGCACAGAGGAAGUUCUCAGUAAGUUGUGCCCAUUGUAUGACUUUUACAUAUGGUAAUCUAGAAGUGAUUGUUUUGAAUUAUAUUUAGUAAAAACUGUUAUCAUAUUAGGUAAGAUUUGGGAAACAGGAAAGAGAAUGCAUUUUUAUGAUCUUGCUAUGCUCAAUGCAGUUGAAUACUACUGUCAUGUCUGACGUGAGUUCUGUUGUUAUGAUGACACAAAGAUGACAUUGAGUCAGAGACCCUGGGAAGAGCAGAUGACUACAAUUAUCCCUCACCAACUGCAGGUUUCCCAGUCGUGGUUUUGAGUAUCCACAACUGGGAAAUUGUGACAGGUCUCGCCAACUGCAACCCAAGUAUCCGUGGUUUGGUGGGGGUUUUGGCAAUUGGGGGUGUUCGGGGGUCAGGGGGUGAUUUUUGAGGGUUCUCCUUUUACUGACUUGUGGUGAUUUGGGGGGAUUUUUCCUAUUUUUUACAGGAAUUUUGUGGGGUCCUUCUGUGACCACGAUUCCGCUAACCCCCUGUUUGUCAUUGAUUUAAAUGGCUCGCCAACUGUAAAUUUGCCAACUGUGAGGUUUUCCCAGAACUGAACCCUUGCUGUUGGUGAGAGAUGACUGUACCUGCUGAAGAUGUGGGAACUGAGGAUGGGCAAAGGAUGGAUAAGGGUCAGUGCUAGCCAGCAAAGACACACUUUGACCAAAUUGGCUUUAUCACUGUUUAGCGUUUAUUAGAGGCUGAUAAAGCAGUAACAAGUAUGAGAUGUGGUAGGGAUAUAAAUAACACAUUUAACUAAUCUGACCUGGCAAGAAUGGAAUCACAGUAAAUUCAAAUUUUCUGGGUAUUUAAAUAACUGGUGUGUGUGGAGAGAAUGGGAGUUCCGGUGUACAACACUCAAAACCUCAAUUUUUUCUGGUUAUGGAAUGAAGUGAAAUAAAUAUUGCUGAUCAGUAAUCAUGGUAAUAUUACAUAUGAUGCUCCUGUUCAGUAUAUGUUUAGUAAUUAUAGUAAUUAUAUCAUUUUUAAUAGCAAAACCCUGAAUUGUGAACUUCUAAAAAGACAGUGACAUUGAUGGCAAACAUUUUAUCUCCUCCUGUCAGGUCACCAUUGAAGCUGUAUGUUAUUUAAAUAAAUUAGUAAUGUGAAGGGUAUGCUAGAACAUUUCCUCAAUAAGGCCCAGUGCUAGCUAAGAAAAACACCUUGAUUAAAUUGGCUUGAUCACCACUUAGCAUUUAUUAGUGGUUGCACUAACUCAAUUAGAUUCUGGUCUUCCUGACUAGUCUAGUGUAAUCCAGUGGCUUGGCCAAUAAGAUCACAGUGUUAAAUGGUCAUUUUAUCAGGUGUUUUGUAUUUUCACUUAACGUAAAUAACUCAGGAACUAUUUGAAUAGCUUCUCCCAAAACAAUCAGUUAUGUCAAAAUGUUCUUCAGUUGAACCAUGAAAGACAAGACAGAAUUUUUGUAUUGUUUCCUUCAAACUCCAUAUUCUAACAAUGUGGUGUUUCUGUGUCAAGAACAUCCCUUGCUCAGUGAAUUGAGGCAUAGUGUUAACCCAUUAGACUCUUAAGCCUAUAUAUUGUAACAGAGUUGGCUAAAUAUUUUGCUAUAAAGCUUUUAAUAACUUUCCAGUCAGUGUUCUUAAUACAUUUGCUAUUUUUUUUAAAUAAAAGCCAAAUGUAUAACUA